Lepidothrix coronata (blue-crowned manakin) is the source of this 1930-nucleotide messenger RNA. RefSeq names its product pepsin A-like. The transcript is spliced from 10 exons. NCBI's taxonomy places the organism in Eukaryota, Metazoa, Chordata, Aves, Passeriformes, Pipridae. Gene Ontology annotation, molecular function: aspartic-type endopeptidase activity. The record is from RefSeq and is a predicted model, not a curated record. Bases 233 to 1369 code for a protein of 378 amino acids. Gene Ontology annotation, biological process: proteolysis.
GGAGGGGGGACGCGCCCUCUCCCCCCCAGGAGGCCGCGGGUGGUUCCUCCCGGCGCCGCCAUGUUGGGGGGGGCGGGAUUUGGGAGCAAUUUAAUGGAUUUUUUUUCCUAAUUAAUCAAUGUUUGGAUGCCCAGAGGGCUCCUGCCGGGUCGUAGCCGCUCUAGGAUUUACGGGAGCCGGGAUAUAAGGAGCGGGAGCGGGAGCGGAGGCUCACAUUCCCGGAGCUCCCGCCAUGAAGCUGCUCCUGCUCCUCUCCCUGGUGGUCCUGGCCCAGGGCCUGGGGACCAGGGUGCCCCUGAGGAAGAUGAAGUCGCUGCGGGAGAGGCUGCGGGAGCAGGGAUUGCUGGAGAGUUUCCUGGAGAAGAAUCCCUAUAACCUGGCUGCCAAGUACCUCCCUGGGAUCGCUGUGGAGCCCCUGCAGAACUACAUGGAUGACGAGUACUUCGGCACCAUCUCCAUCGGGACUCCAGCCCAGGAAUUCACCGUCGUCUUUGACACCGGCUCUUCCAACCUUUGGGUUCCCUCCGUCUUCUGCUCCAGCCCGGCCUGCAGGAACCACAACCGCUUCAAUCCUGCGGAUUCCUCCACCUUCCUGAGCACCAACGACACCCUGUUCAUCGCCUACGGCACGGGAAGCAUGUCCGGAGUCCUGGGAUACGACACCGUCAACGUCGCCGGGAUCAACGUCCGGAACCAGAUUUUCGGGCUGGCGGAGACGGAGCCGGGGGAUUUCUUCUACUACACCCCCUUCGAUGGAAUCCUGGGAUUGGCAUUCCCGAGCAUCGCCUCCUCUGGAGCCACCCCGGUCUUCGACAACAUGAUGAUGGAAAGGCUCGUGGAUCGGGAUCUCUUCUCCGUCUACCUGAGCAGGGACGGCCAAGCCGGAAGCUUUGUCCUGUUCGGCGCCAUCGAUCCCUUUUACACCGCCAAAGGAAUCUCCUGGAUCCCGCUCUCCGCCGAGACCUACUGGCAGAUCACCAUGGACAGCGUCUCCAUCAAGGGGGCGGCGGCGGCCUGUUCCUCGGGAUGCCAGGCCAUCGUGGAUACGGGAACAUCCCUGCUGGCCAUGCCCGUCCGAGCCUUCCGCAUCGUCAUGAGCGCCCUGGGCGCCCGCUCCAACGGCGAGAUCAGCUGCCAGGCUGCCAGAAAACUGCCCGACCUCGUGUUCCAUAUCCACGGCCAAGCAUUCCCGGUGCCGGCCAGAGCCUACGUGAUACAGAGCGACGGGGUCUGCAGCCUGGGAUUCCAAGGCAUGGAUGCCCCCACGGAGGAGGGCGAGCUCUGGAUCCUUGGGGACGUGUUUAUCCGGGAAUACUACGUCGUCUUCGACAGGGCCAACAACAAGGUGGGGCUGUCCCGGCUGCCCUGAGCCGGGAUGGGGGAUCCCGGCGGUUCCCGGCUUGGGGGCUGGCAGGGGUGUCCCUUUUCCCGCCGUUCCCGGCCCCUCCUGCCGCUCCCGAGGACAAUAAAGGUGUGGAGAAGCCUCCCUGUGCCGCGUGUCUCUGGGAAGGGCGGGGCAUUCCUGGGAAUGGGGCGUGUCCCUGGACACCGGUGGGUGUCACCCUCACCUGCAUCCCUGCGGACCUUUGUCCAUGGAGACUCUCAUCCGUGUGGAUCCUCAUCCCUGGGGACCUCCCGGCCCUCAGGACCCUUCUCCCUGAGCACCCUCGUCCCCGGGGUCUUCCCAGCCUUGGGGAUCCUCAUCCCUGGGGAUCCUGGCAGGAUAUGUCCUCCCUGUCCCCAAACUCCAACCCCAGCACUUCCCUCCUCAUCCCGCAGAGGCCGCUCAUCCCAAAAUUCCCGCUGAGGACAAGCCCCGGGCUCCGCGUGUUCCCCAAGCAGGAGUGACAGGGAAUAAAUACCAGGAUGAGUUUAUUGGCGAGGGGGGACAGUCGCCCCCCCUUCCCCAGGGGCCUGAUCCUGCAGACCC